Guyanagaster necrorhizus is the source of this 1122-nucleotide messenger RNA. RefSeq lists its product as uncharacterized. The record is from RefSeq and is a predicted model, not a curated record. The transcript has 2 exons. NCBI's taxonomy places the organism in Eukaryota, Fungi, Basidiomycota, Agaricomycetes, Agaricales, Physalacriaceae. Bases 247 to 1122 code for a protein of 291 amino acids.
GCAACCGCUACUAGUUCUCUGUCUUUCAUGGUUGCCACCCAGAUCUACCACUACUAGCGCCUGAGAGGAACAUACUGGAACCGACGAAGCGCUUAGCACGAACCGCGAACAGCAACGCUGAUAAACGACCUCGAUCGACUGAUCUUGUCGACUGCUUUUUUUUUUCUUUCCCUCCAUACGCACGACGCCGUCUGCAUAUAUAUCCCUCUUCAACCCCAUCUUGCACUGGGUAUCUGUCCAAGUCGUAUGCGGCCGUACGUUUGGCGUCUACCACUGUUCCGCAGCGUCCUAGGCCGGACUUUGGGAUCCGAAUCUGCUGUGGUCAUGCCUGAUUCUCUCGUUAAGCGUCGACUCGCCUUUUCGGCUAGGCGUGCGUUUCCUUCACGUUCCCGGCUGCAUUGGAGUAGUAGCUGUACGCUGUGGCGAAGCGCACGGAUCAGUAACGAUGCCAGCGGAAGAAAGGUCGGCGCUUUCCGCGUGUUUGUUUUCCUAAACGCCAUUCUGUGCGCGUUGGUCAUCGGACAUGGAUAUCGCGAGCGAUUCCGGGAUAUCUUGCGUUCAAAGAUAGAAGAAGAAUCUCCUUAUCGGAAAACUGAAGACGGGAAGGACAGUCUUGAAUUCGUCAAGAACUGUUGGACUGCCGUGGCUCUCAAAAUGUAUGAUACCAACUACUUCCAUCGCGUCGACUUGGAUGAUUACACCCCGACGGUUAACUACUUUUGCGGUCUUUACCUCGCGGGAAUGGUUGAAUUUCCGGUGGAGACAUUCUUCUGGUGGAAUGCUCGGCACUGGGCGUAUCAUCGUUCUGUGCACAAAUAUCGGAAGGAUUUGCUCUUGUGUCUUCCGAAGUGUGAAAUGAGGGAUAUGCUUCAUGCGAGAAUGAGGGCUGCGUGUAAGAGGUUGCAUGCGCUGCUGACCGAUAGUCGCGUCCAGGGUGCGUUGUCGGAGAUGCAUUGGAUGGUACAUCGGGAGCGACGACGUGAAGGCAAGGCUGCGACGGCGGAAAGCAAGUUACGUGUUUCGGAGCUCGGAGAGCGCUGCGUUGAUACGUUGACUGGAAUUAUUGAAAGUGGCGAGGCGAUGGUAGAUUAUACACUCAUAGAUGGAUGGCACUACAUAUAG